GUUACUACUAUGAUUCUAAAAUGUGCCUUGGAUCGUAUUUAACGAAACACAUUUUCCAGGUAAGAAGUAUUUUGUUUUGUCCAAGACUUUGGCAACUAGAAAUCAACUGAAAGUGAUUACUUAACUUCAUCACUAUAACAAAUCUCGAUUGCUACAUCAUAAACCCUAGAUCAACCAUUGCCAUUACCAUUCCCGGCGCCAAUGCCGAUGCCUUCAUCUAGAAAGUUCUUCCAAGCUCGUCCUCAAUCUAACCUGCUUCGGAGAUCGGUCGUACUAACACUCUGUUUCGUCAUCGGAAUCGCCGGUUUAUUAUCGUUCGCCGUCGUCGUUUCAAGAGGACGAAUCGGAGGAGGCGAUAAAUGUAACUACAGCAAACCUCUAUCGGUGUCUGUCGUGUGGGAUAAAAGCGGUGGUUCCACCGGAGGGUUGGUGUCUGACGGAGAUCGGAAGCGGCAUAAGGUGAUGGGAUUCGUCGGAAUUCAGACCGGUUUUGGAUCGGUUGGUCGACGGCAGUCGUUGCGGAAGACUUGGAUGCCUUCCGAUCACCAAGGCCUUCAACGCUUGGAAGAGGCCACCGGCUUAGCCUUCAGGUUUAUCAUCGGCAAAACCGACGAUGCGUCAAAAAUGGCGGAGCUGAGGAAAGAGGCGGCGGAAUACGACGACUUCUUGAUGUUGGAUAUUAUGGAGGAGUACAGUAAGCUCCCAUACAAAACGUUAGCCUUCUUCAAAGCUGCCUUUGCACUCUAUGAUUCUGAAUUUUAUGUUAAAGCUGAUGACGACAUAUAUUUAAGACCAGAUCGGCUCUCGUUGCUCUUGGCUAAAGAGCGUCCUCACUCACAAACUUAUCUUGGAUGCAUGAAGAAAGGUCCCGUGUUCACUGACCCAAAACUCAAGUGGUAUGAACCUCUAGGGUAUAUGCUUGGGUCGGAAUACUUUCUUCAUGCUUAUGGGUCCAAUUUAUGCUCUCUCUGCAGAUGUUGUUGCAAGCUUGGUUGCUCUAAGAAACAACAGUUUCCGGAUGUUCAGCAAUGAGGAUGUUACUAUCGGUGCAUGGAUGCUUGCAAUGAAUGUCAACCAUGAGGACAAUCGUCAACUUUGCCAAACUGAAUGUACACCAACGUCUAUAGCUGUGUGGGAUCUCCCCAAGUGUUCAGGGCUUUGUAAUCCUGAAAAGAAAAUGUUGGAACUUCAUCAAAAGGAAAGCUGUGCAAACAGCCCGACUUUGCCAGCUGAAGAAGAAGACUAGCAUCAGGUUUUUUACUCUUUUGAGGAAAAUAUAGCACAGCCUUAGAUAAAGUUUUUUCUGUUUGUAUCUCAUUCUUUUGUUAUAUACAAACCUAAUCAAUGUUAGUUUUGAAGGGGAAAAGUUUGUGAUGUAACGUUUACAAGACAAUGAGGAGAGUAUGUCUAACUCAUAUAUCAUUUAUGUAAUUAGUGAUUGUUUUUGCUCUGGUUGUACGACCCUAUAAGUUCAAAUGACAUUUGUAGUGAUGUUAGUGAAUUAUGUCGUUCUCCUUAAACAUUUGAUUAUAAACAAACAUGUUUUCUAAAAACAGAAAUUGAAAAGUCAAACUAUAGAGUUUUUGUCAUGGCUUAGUUACACAAAGAAUUGUAAAUCUUUCAUGUUAAUAAAACAAAUAUAAACUGUAUUGAGCUUGUUAGCUAUCAGCAAGAUCCUCAACAAGUUUUUUUUCACUCUCCACUCUGGGUAAUCCCACCUUACCCUUAGCAGAUACAUUCUCACUCAUCAAUUUAUUAGCACUAGCAAUUGGUUUAGUUGAAGAUUUGACAUCAGGGGUUUUGGCAUCUGAACACUUUUCAUCAGACUGAGAGUUCCUUGUUUUAGAAGAAGAUGUGGUUUCAGAUUCGGAGGAGUUGGUUUCAGAAGAAUUAUUUUCAGUUAAUCUUGUUGGUUUAUUCAAUGCAUGGUAAUGGUGGUGUGCCAUUGGAGAUCUCAUAUUAGGGCUGUUAAGACAUGAAGAAUUUUCAUCCAAAUUCUUUGGUUUAUUCAACGCAUGGCAGUGUGGACAAUAGUAAGUAAUCACAAGAAAAUCUUCCUUCCUUGCAAGACCUGCGAUUAAGCCAUUAUUAUGUUGUUAAUGUAUUUACAUGAAAGC
Molecule: messenger RNA, 2117 nt
Organism: Lactuca saligna
Lineage: Eukaryota; Viridiplantae; Streptophyta; Magnoliopsida; Asterales; Asteraceae
Source: the annotation of a GenBank genome assembly